AUGGAUAGCACCAUCAAGCCGCCUGAUCAAGCUAGCCAGCUCUAUGCCCCACCAGCAAAGAAUGGCAUCGCCACACCAGCUACCAAGCUGAACCAGUACCUAAUAGAGAAUCUCCAAGAAGCCAGAGAGCUUUUUGAGCUGAGAAGAGAAUGUUGGGGCAGCGAAAAGGCAGACAGAUAUCUCAAGAAGAAGCGAAAGUACGCCGACAAUGCCAAUGAGAAGGCUCAACUGGGAUUCUUUAAGCUCAUGAGAAGCCUGGGGCACCAGAUGAAUAGGGCUACUUUUGCCUUGAAGAUCAAAAAAAGAACAAAGGCCCCAGCCGUCCUGGAUCUCUGCAUCGCACCCGGCGGCUUCGCAGCAGCGGCACUUCGGAUCAACCCACAAGCCAGCGUCUGUGGCUUCAGUCUGCCCGAGGAAUCAGGCGGUCACAAGCUUCAUCUGCUUUCUCAGGACAAAAGUCUGACGUCGCGUGUCAACGUCGAGUUUAGAGACAUCACCAUGAUGGCCGCCGAAAUGGGUUGCGAUCCCGAUGACAUCCCAGCCGAACACCCCGAGGCGGCCGAGUUCUCCUUCGACCGCCCCUUUGCGGAUCAAAAGUUCAGCCUCGCGAUCUGUGACGGCCAAGUCUUGCGGACUCAUGACAGGUGUGCCUACCGAGGGCGCCAUGAACCAGCCCGCCUCACUGCAUCCCAGUUCGUCAUGGCUCUCCGGCGGGUUCGAACCAACGGCACAAUUGUUGCUCUCACGCAUCAAGUAGACAGCUUGCACACUUUUUGCAAGCUACACUCCUUGGCUUCCUUUUCCGAGCUGAAGCUCUUCAAGCCCGUCGAGGAAUUCGGCAAGCAACCGUCCUUUUAUAUCGUCGCCACCAACGUAAAGCCUUGCUCUGAAGGGGCCAAACAAGCAAUCGAAGAGUGCAUGAGGGCUUGGAAGUCUGCAACUUUCGAUUUCGACAAAGAGAAUAACAAGGAGAUCUAUGGGGCGGUAUCGUUGGAGCAAUUCGACAAGAUGCUUGACGAGUUCGGUCCUGCAUACCUCGAAUUGGCUCGGCCGAUUCUAGCCAUUGAGGCUGCUGCCCUGCGCAGGGCACCUUGGAUGAGAAGACAACAGCAACUUCAAUGA
This is a messenger RNA of Pyricularia oryzae 70-15, 1122 nucleotides long. RefSeq lists its product as uncharacterized. The transcript has 2 exons. Bases 1 to 1122 code for a protein of 373 amino acids. NCBI's taxonomy places the organism in Eukaryota, Fungi, Ascomycota, Sordariomycetes, Magnaporthales, Pyriculariaceae. Gene Ontology annotation, biological process: methylation. The record is from RefSeq and is a predicted model, not a curated record. Gene Ontology annotation, molecular function: methyltransferase activity.